Molecule: messenger RNA, 1286 nt
Organism: Durusdinium trenchii
Lineage: Eukaryota; Dinophyceae; Suessiales; Symbiodiniaceae
Source: the annotation of a GenBank genome assembly
AGAAUAUUGGGUCAACUUUUUAGCUGAGAGCACGGGCUGUGGGCCACGCUCUAUGAGGUUCAAGGAGGAUGACCUCUCAGUACGAAAACAUUUAAAGGUCUUUGUUGGAGGUUUGCCAGACUCGGCGGAUGAAAGAGAGGUUGAGAGACAUUUUGGGAAGUACGGGCACAUUGUCCAUUGCAAUGUUUGCCCUCCCAAGGAAGGUGAGAAGAACAAGGCACCGUAUGCCUUCGUGAGCUUCAGAUUUGCAGCUGAUGCCGACUGUGCAGUAGUUGACACCCAAAACUUCCCAGGGGUGCAGAGGCAACUUGCCAUGGGGUUUGCAACACCAAGAAAAAAGGAUGAAGAGUUGAAGGAGAAGCAGGAUUCUAUGCUCAGCGAUUCUGAUCCCUGCAAGGUCUUUGUGGGUGGCAUCAGUGAUCGAGACGGCGAAGAGGAGGUUGGUGACUUCUUCUCCCAAUGGGGUCUCGUCACGCUGAUCUACAGGGACAAAGCCUCCUGGGGGUUCGUGCACUUCGCGACCAAAGAGGGUGCGAUGCGCGUUCUCGAAGAGAGCAGUAUUACAUUCCACAGAAGGAAGCUUGACAUCAAGAAAGCCUCGGAGUCGAAGAAGGUGAUGAGCGACGAUGAGAGGCAUGUUUAUGUGAAGAGGGCUAUUGAAAGGCAUUUCCACAAGAAGACUGCGCCACCACAUCCAGGCUACCCACCUGCAGGUGGUUACUAUCCGCCUCCUCCAGGCUACUAUGGAUCGCCACCACCAGGCUACCCUGGCUAUCCUCCUCCUAGUUAUCAACCACCAGGAUAUCCACCGCCUAGCUAUCCUGGAGGAGCAUACGGAUCACCGUUUCGCUCUAGAUCACCCUUCCGCUCUAGAUCACCGCCUCCAAGCGAUCCAUACGGUGCGCCUAGCUAUCCUGGAGGAGCAUAUGGAGCUCCGCCCAGAACAUGUUUGUUGUUUGCGCAUCCAGGCCUCCAAGCGAUCCAUAUGGUGCGCCUAGCUAUCCUGGAGGAGCAUAUGGAGCUCCGCCUCCAAGCGAUCCAUAUGGUGGGUCCAGGUGCACUCCUUGUUGCGCCUCCAAGCGAUCCAUACGGUGCGUCCAGGUACCUACCUUACUGAUCCGAGGCAGGCAUCCAAGCUGACCAGUUUCAGAAUAGCUGACCAGUUCGGCUUGGAGUCGCAGUCUAGCAGCCUAGCAUGUAUAUGUAUAUGUAUACACACCAUAUCUAGCAAAGCCGAUAUGCUAGAAACCGCGAAGACAAACGUGUUAAACGAGUUACACUGAAUG